GUGCCGGUGGCGGCCAUGAAGCUGAUGAACGGGGUGGGAGGUGGCAGCGCUGGGGGAUCCGGAGGGGGGGGCAAGACGGCGUUCUCCUUCAAAAAGUGCUCAGCUUUUCAGUUCGUCAAGAGGAAGGUGCGGAGAUGGAUGCGGAACCCCAAAGUGAGUGUUGAGAAGGCCCAGGGGAAAGGUCUGCUGUACCCCUGCUCAAAGUGCCCCCUGUCUGAUGAGCUCUGGUACACCCACUUCCCUUCUCCCUAUGGGUGCUGCCACAGCUCCGGUCUGCAGGGUGGUCUCUACUAUCACCCCGAGCCCACCUGUCACUGCUCCGCCUCCACCCAGACCAGCGUGGACAAGAGCAAGGGCUGUAAGGUGAGAAAGUGGAAGAUGCUGUCACGGCACCACAGUGAUAAGCAGAGGGAGAUAGAGCCGGACCUCCACUUGGGGGGCUGUCAGGCCUGGGGGGUCCACACUGGGCCCCUCCUGGCCAGUCCUGUGAUGCUGGAGUGCUCCAUCUGCAGUGGUCCCUACAUCAGCUAUGCCCUGGAAGACACCUGGCAGCCACGGCAACGCACACAGGCGAUGGACCUGUACUACCACAAUGACUCAGAGCCUGACAACUACUGUUGCCCCGGCGACAACACUUUCAUGAAACAGAGGAGAAUGGGGCUGAACGACUUCAUUCAAAGACUUGCCACAAACUCCUACGCAUGCAAGCAUUCGGAGGUUACAUCUAUUCUCAAUCUUCCCCAAGAUGCAGAGCUCAUGAAUGCCAACCCUUCCCCUCCUCCCAGUCCAUCACAGCAGAUCAACCUUGGUCCAUCUUCAAACCCUUCUGCUAAACCCAGUGACUUCCAUUUCCUCAAAGUUAUUGGCAAAGGCAGUUUUGGUAAAGUUCUGCUUGCACGCCAUCGCACUGAUGACCAGUUCUACGCAGUCAAAGUCUUACAGAAAAAAGCUAUUCUCAAGAAAAAGGAGGAGAAACACAUCAUGUCAGAGAGGAAUGUGCUGUUGAAGAAUGUGAAGCAUCCCUUUCUGGUUGGCCUGCACUACUCGUUUCAGACGGCCGACAAGCUCUACUUCAUCUUAGACUACAUCAACGGAGGAGAGUUGUUCUACCACCUCCAGAGGGAACGCUGCUUUCUGGAGCCCCGGGCCAGGUUCUAUGCUGCAGAGAUUGCCAGUGCUCUGGGGUACCUCCACUCACUCAACAUCGUCUACAGAGACCUGAAGCCAGAGAAUAUCCUGCUGGACUCCCAAGGACACAUUAUCCUCACAGACUUUGGGCUGUGCAAGGAGAACAUCGAGCCCAAUGGGACCACCUCCACCUUCUGCGGUACACCAGAGUAUUUAGCUCCCGAGGUCCUACAUAAGCAACCAUACGACCGAACAGUGGACUGGUGGUGCUUAGGAGCUGUUUUAUAUGAGAUGCUCUAUGGCCUGCCCCCCUUCUACAGUCGUAACACAGCAGAGAUGUACGACAACAUCCUGAAUAAGCCUCUUCAACUCAAACCAAACAUUUCCAACGCAGCCAGACACCUGCUGGAGGGUCUGCUACAAAAAGACCGCACCAAGAGGCUGGGCUGCAAGGACGACUUUCUUGAAAUCAAGAACCACAUUUUCUUCUCCCCUAUCAACUGGGACGAUCUCAACGCCAAGAAGAUAACCCCUCCUUUCAACCCAAAUGUGACGGGACCUAAUGACCUUCGGCACUUUGACCCAGAGUUCACAGAUGAGCCUGUGCCCAGCUCCAUAGGCUGCUCUCCCGACAGCACUUUGGUAACAGCCAGCAUCAAGGAGGCUUCAGAAGCAUUCGUGGGCUUUUCCUAUGCUCCUUCUAUGGACUCUUACCUAUAGGACCAACACAUGAAAACUAAUGGGACUUGAGACUCACUUGAACCCACACUCACCACUGGAUAAUGGAUUUUUCCGACCACUGCAACUGGUCUUUGAAUGUGCCAUAACAACCGUCUCUGGAAAUAUUUCUGCAAGAGGAGUUUACUCUGAUUUAGCAGCGCACAACUUAACAUACAGAAAUAUAGGUCAGUUGUCAGUGUUGAGUUGUUUCCAUUCAAUAGUGGAGAUCCUUUGCACAUUUAUUGCUCAGGCAGCUCAACAGCCCCCGUCUAUCAAUAUCAAGGCUACAGAUUCUGCUAGGACAAGCACACUACUAUACAUAAUUAUUCCUGCAAAUGGAUUUCAACCUACUGUAUGUAGCCCUGUGUCUUGUGAGACUCUCCAUAUUGUCAAGGGGGCUAUCUGAGUAUAAUGUCAGUUAUUUUGGUGCUUUCAUUUUUCCUUAUGUUUUCUGUGCGGUAUGAAAAGGGAUUCAAUAUGAAACUGAAUGUUACUGAGGGGGAUGACGUCUUACAAAGGUGCCUUCAUUUCUUCUCUCCAUUGCAUCAUUUGAGAUUUUCUGUGGCAAACUUUACACAUGUAGCACUUAGAAGACCAGUUGUUUUAAUAUAAACUCAAAUGAUGUUGUAUAUUGGUUUGCACAUAACUAUUCCUGGGAGAGAGAGGAAGAGGGAUAUGGCCCUGUUGAGAAAGAAGAGCUUGUAUCUUUCUGCUUGCCAACUGUCCCCCUCAUAUAGUCUUCCACCUGCCUCACAGACAAACCACGCUGACCACAUCCCAACUGAACAUUCCAUUUUAAAUAUGGCUGUGAUGCUAUUUAAGUUUAUUUGUAUAUUUUGAAUUUAUGUGUACUAGUUUUAAUGUACAGUAUCUUGAACAAAAGAAGGUAUGCUUAAAUGUGUAUAUGUAACAUGUUAAAUGUACUGUAAAUUGUAAAAUUGUUAAAGAUUUAUGUGACCAUGUUUGGUUUGCAAUAAAAGUUUAACUUUAUUAUACUGUAGAA
Boleophthalmus pectinirostris (great blue-spotted mudskipper) is the source of this 2851-nucleotide messenger RNA. It is a transcript of the gene sgk1, whose product is annotated as serum/glucocorticoid regulated kinase 1. Gene Ontology annotation, biological process: protein phosphorylation. NCBI's taxonomy places the organism in Eukaryota, Metazoa, Chordata, Actinopteri, Gobiiformes, Gobiidae. The record is from RefSeq and is a predicted model, not a curated record. Gene Ontology annotation, molecular function: protein serine/threonine kinase activity; ATP binding.